Trichoplusia ni (cabbage looper) is the source of this 1666-nucleotide messenger RNA. RefSeq names its product inositol-trisphosphate 3-kinase homolog (gene IP3K1). The transcript has 3 exons. Gene Ontology annotation, biological process: inositol phosphate biosynthetic process. Gene Ontology annotation, cellular component: nucleus; cytoplasm. Lineage: Eukaryota; Metazoa; Arthropoda; Insecta; Lepidoptera; Noctuidae. Gene Ontology annotation, molecular function: inositol-1,4,5-trisphosphate 3-kinase activity; inositol tetrakisphosphate kinase activity. Bases 253 to 1446 code for a protein of 397 amino acids. The record is from RefSeq and is a predicted model, not a curated record.
AAGUUUUUGUGAAAAACGUAGGCCGCGCUAGGAAAACUCAGGGGCGGCGUGGCGUGUGCGCGGGGCACAGAGCGGCUAGCGCGCCGACGUCACAAGAAAGCCGAGGCCUCUAUAAAACCGCCGCCGUCCCUCCCACUUACAUCACACGCUGGCUAGCAGCAGUCGCUACUCCACGUACAUUCGCUCGCUUCCCGCGUUCCAAUUGUUAUCGCUCACUCGUGUUUGCUCAUUCCACGCACACACUCGUACGCCAUGACCGUCACCAGCAAGAUGAACAGUGUCUCCCGCCAGUCCGUGCUGAGUCGCCUCGGCCCUGGCGGGCUACUCUACGCUGCCAAUAAGAUUUUAGCGGUCGCAGUACCUGGUAAAGAGGAGAAACGCUGGCGUAACAAAGAUGAAGGUGCGCUUUUCAAACGUUGGGGGCGUAACGCCUCCCCCGUUGAAGCCACCUCCACGCCAGCGCCCACUGCGCCCGCUUCACAACCCUCCGAGCUUCUCAAGUUCCUAGCUAUUAAUGCAUUGGAAUUAUCUGCCCCUGCAUCUGAUGCGCUGCUAAAAUCGCGCUCAUCAGAAUGGUUCCAGCUGGCUGGGCACCCUGGCUCGCUGGCCCCCGCUGGCCCCGGCACGGUGUGGAAGCGCCGCGCUGCUGGCGACCACCCGGCCCACAACCCCGAGCGCGACGCCUACGAGGCGCUCGCCGCCUGCCCGCACAUGCGCUCCGCUAUUCCAAGAUACUACCGCGAGUUGGAAUACGGUGGUGAAAGAUUUAUUGAACUGCAAGACCUGCUACACGGCUUCCGGGAUCCUCACGUCAUGGACGUGAAGAUGGGCACUCGCACCUUCCUGGAAGACGAAGUCAGCAACGCCCGCGCUCGGCCAGACCUCUACGAGAAGAUGGUGCGUUUGGACCCUAAAGCCCCCACCGAGGCCGAGCACGCUGCUCGUGCAGUCACCAAACUGCGUUACAUGCAAUUCCGUGAACAACGGUCCUCUUCCGCUGAACAAGGCUUCCGCAUCGAGGCAGUGAAAGUCCCCGGAGAAUCACCUCUUACUGAUCUUCAAAAAGUUCGUGAGCCACAACAAAUCGCUACUACCGUGGCAAGGUUCCUAGGAAAGAAUGAGAGAGCACGUCGUGCUAUCAUCACUCGUCUUCGUGAAAUUAGAGACCUGUUUGAACGUUCAGAUUUCUUCAAAACUCAUGAAAUCGUCGGCAGCAGUAUUUUCAUAAUUUAUGAUGAUGAGCGUGUCGGUGCUUGGCUUAUCGAUUUCGCAAAAACUAGAAGUGUACCAGAAGGUCUCAACGUGGACCACCGCUCUGAGUGGCAACAGGGCAACCAUGAGGAAGGUUUUCUCUACGGCUUGGAUAGACUUAUACAUACUAUAGAAACGGCAAAACUUCCAACGCCAGGCGACGAAGCUUCGACGGAACCGGACGUGUCACGUUGAACAUGAACUGGCGAGAGACCCUGGACUCGCCCCUCGGUCGUUGUCACCGUUAGCCUGGCCUUGCGCCCAAGUACUGCUCCACUUGCGCCCGACCUGACGCACGGAGAGAUGUAUCAUAAAAACUAUGAAUAUUUUUGCAUAUGAAAGAGAAAUGCGAUGUAUCGCUUAAUGUUUCGAUCUAGUCCUUAAUUAUUUAAAUAAACUCGUCAUGAUUUUUUAA